CACUUGGCCCGUGCGCUUUCCCGACCACAAACGGACGAGGAGGCCCUGCUUCACAAACUUGGCCUGAGGCUGCCACAGUCGGCUACGGGUCCAACCGCCGAAAGCUCAAUCGGAGGAAAAAGGCUCGUUCUGAUAGCUUCACAUUGAACCUCCGAAUACCGCCCGCCAAUCCAGACUCCCCAACUUCUUCCACCCCCUACAACCCACAUCACAACCGUCAAGAUGACUUGGCUCGGAGCUCGCGCACUCAAGAAGUACCCCACGCCCGUCCUUAAGCCGAUGGCGCCUUUCUUCGCUGCCGGUCUGGUCAUCGCCUACGGCAUCAACUCGGCUCAGAACGCCAUGAUGAAGUCCGACGAGUGGAAGAACGACGCCCGCAACCCCCUUGCCAAGAAGGCUCACUAAGUUCGCGAUGGAACAGUCCGGGGCUAUGCAUAGACAAGACCGAGCAUUUGGGGAACGUGUCGAGGAUGAGAAGACCCGCCAACACGUAUAUCUUCAUGGACGCUGUACCAUAGACACACGGCUCGCCGUCAAUUGAGCUGUUGUACUAAUUUGCUUAUCCUAUAUCUGUCGAGAUGGUGCCUGGAGACCGAGGGGUCAUAUCUCGCGGAUAACUUCUACAGCAUCGGAGACGGUGAAAUGCUCACUAGAGCUUUGUGAAGCGACUCUCAUGUGCGUAUAGUGAAACCAAUGAAUUCCGCUUGAAAUGCUACGAAAAGAGUCACGAAUGGCUUCGAUUGGCAAUGUAUACG
This is a messenger RNA of Colletotrichum navitas, 755 nucleotides long. RefSeq names its product ATP synthase subunit J. Bases 223 to 405 code for a protein of 60 amino acids. The record is from RefSeq and is a predicted model, not a curated record. NCBI's taxonomy places the organism in Eukaryota, Fungi, Ascomycota, Sordariomycetes, Glomerellales, Glomerellaceae. The transcript is spliced from 4 exons. Gene Ontology annotation, biological process: proton motive force-driven ATP synthesis. Gene Ontology annotation, molecular function: proton-transporting ATP synthase activity, rotational mechanism.